Cottoperca gobio is the source of this 2145-nucleotide messenger RNA. RefSeq names its product proliferation-associated protein 2G4-like. NCBI's taxonomy places the organism in Eukaryota, Metazoa, Chordata, Actinopteri, Perciformes, Bovichtidae. The record is from RefSeq and is a predicted model, not a curated record. The transcript is spliced from 13 exons. Bases 172 to 1233 code for a protein of 353 amino acids.
CUGACAACCGCCGUGGAAAAAAGUUACUCUGAGUUCGCGUACACACUGCCAACAUGUCUGGAGAUGACGAGACACAGGAGCAGACCAUCGCUGAUGACUUGGUGGUCACCAAGUAUAAGAUGGGGGCCGAGAUUGCCAAUCAGGCUCUGAAGACAGGUGGUUGGGGCCGCUAUGACUGGAGUCUCCGUUCUCAGCCUUUGUGAAAAGGGAGAUGCCUUCAUCAUGGCAGAAACUGGGAAAAUUUUCAAGAAAGAAAAAGACAUGAAGAAGGGUAUCGCUUUUCCUACUUGUGUGUCAGUUAACAACUGUGUAUGUCAUCACUCUCCUCUGAAGAGUGACCCUGAAGUCAUACUGAAGGAUGGGGACAUUGUCAAAAUUGAUCUUGGUGUGCACGUUGAUGGCUUCAUCUCAAAUGUGGCUCACACCUUUGUUGUUGGAGUGACCAAGGACAACCCACUGACCGGACGCAAGGCGGACGUUCUCAAAGCAGCUCACCUCUGUGCUGAGGCUGCUCUGCGUCUUGUGAAGCCAGGAAACCAGAACUCACAGGUCACAGAAGCCUGGAACAAGAUUGCAAAGUCAUUCAAGUGCUCUCCUAUUGAAGGCAUGCUGUCCCAUCAGCUCAAACAACAUGUGAUCGAUGGGGAGAAAACUAUCAUCCAAAACCCAACAGACCAGCAAAAAAAGGACCAUGAGAAGGCUGAGUUUGAGGUGCAUGAGGUAUAUGCAGUGGAUGUUCUUAUCAGCACUGGAGAGGGAAAGGCAAAGGAUGGAGGUCAGAGGACCACCGUGUACAAACGAGACCCAAACAAGGUGUACGGCUUAAAGAUGAAGACAUCUCGGACAUUCUUCAGUGAGAUGGAGAGGCGCUUUGAUACAAUGCCUUUCACUCUGAGAGCGUUUGAGGAUGAAGCCAAGGCCAGGUUGGGCGUGGUGGAGUGUGCCAAACACGAGCUGCUGCAGCCAUUCAACGUGCUGCAUGAGAAAGAGAGUGAAGUUGUUGCCCAGUUCAAAUUCACCGUGCUGCUCAUGGCCAAUGGACCUCUGCGAAUCACAAACAGUCUCUUUGAGCCAGAACUCUACAAGUCUGAGCAUGAAGUGGAGGACGCAGAGCUGAAGACUUUGCUUCAAAGCUCAGCCAGCCGUAAGACUCAGAAGAAGAAGAAAAAGAAGGCUUCAAAGACUGUUGAGACUGCAACCGGACAGGCAAUGGAGACUGAAGCUGCAGAAUAAAUUUCUCUGACAGACAUCUGAUGACCCAAAGAACAGACGUCAUGAAUCCUUCUGUCCCAGCUGUCUGAGGCACUUGCGGGCAUAGCCGCUGUGAAUACCUCUGAAUCUAACUGAUGUCAGUCUGGGAUGAUGCUGCUCCUAAAUUCUGUCACUCCACCUAUAACACAAACAUACACACGUAAAUCCCAUUGUCCUUGAGACAGCCUUCUCCUCUUAACAGUGGACAAUUCUGCUAUAAAAGAGGAUGUUUUGUACAAGGGCAUAACUCACUGGAACAUUUAACCAUUCGACUGACUUUGAGCCUUUGUCCCUUUCUCCACAAUAACUGUAGUGAAAGAUAUGGAAAAUAAAAUGAGUUUGACAGAGCGGCCACGGAUGAUGAAUGCACAAUUCUGUGUCAGCGUAAUUGUGUUGCAUAUGGAUAACUUCCUUGAGGUCAUAAACCUGAAGCCAUGCAUUUUGAAAUGAGUGUUAACUUGUCGUGGGCAAAAUUGUAUUACACCCAUUUUGAACCCUGAAGUUGAAGCAUGACAUUAUUAUUAUUAUUGAUUGACAUUAGUCAUUGUUGUUGAAUUCAGCAUAAAUUCUGCAUUUAUACUUCUCUCGCUUAGUCCGUCUACUAGUACAUUGUGUACACUUCUAGGAAUCUACUGUAGGUUACUCAGCUACCAAUUUCUAACACUGACAAUUUAAGACCUUCUAGUUGGGUAAUUUAACUAGUAAAACAUUUCUCAGUUGUGGAUGGUCUAACUUGCCAAGGGUUCAGCAUUCAGUCUUCUGGUGCCACCAUCGAGUCUGACAGUCUGUGUUUACAUAAGAAUUCCAUACCUGUUAGAUAUAUGGAUGCUUUUGUAAAACAAAUCCCAGUUUCAGAGACUAUUUUUGGAAACAUUAAAAAGCCACCUGACAUCA